Lodderomyces beijingensis is the source of this 4740-nucleotide messenger RNA. The record is from the annotation of a GenBank genome assembly. Lineage: Eukaryota; Fungi; Ascomycota; Pichiomycetes; Serinales; Debaryomycetaceae.
AUGGAGGUUUCCGACUCUGAGGAAGAACUAGCGGUGAACUACAAGGAAAUAUCCGUUGAACAAGUAAAGAAGCUCUUGGCCAGAUCCCACGUCGCCGAUAGUGAGGAGUUUGCAAGACGAUUGGAGAGCAGUCUCGGUGCUCCUGUUGGGUAUUUAUCAGACAAUGUUUCCAAGAGCCGGCUGGAGCUGCCAGGUGCGUUUCUCGAAGACCACGAAGCUGUCAACUUGGUGGAGGAUGAACAUAACCUCCAGGCAUAUAUAAACCGCCUCAGAAGUGGGAGAACUCUUCGACGGCGCAACUUUGCCAGCACGCAUCCGUACCUUUCCGACCAGGCCUACUACUUGGGGCUCGCCGAUGUCAACUAUCUCAAUGAGUUGUACGAGGAGAAUGACCAUGACAUCGAGGCUAUCGUCAAACUAUUGAACUACAACUACAUGGCCUUGAAAAGACGGUACCCCAAGGAUGACAAGUAUAAGCAGAAGACCUUUUUUGCCAUAAUUGGCAAGCAGUCGAAAUGCACGGGGAACGAGGACUCGGACGCUCAAAAAAUCGGCGAGCAAGUGGCAGAAAAUUCGCAGGCGAGCUGCUCUCCCAAUAAUGGACUCAUUGAGCUGUUCCUGUCGCAGUCGCGGCCUUUAGAGUACGAAUACGAUCUGGACCUGGAACUGGAACUGACUAUCGUGAGAACAAGAACGAUGGUGAUAUCGGAUACCAGCGACCUUGAACUCGACGUUGCCAGCGUCAACGGCUUUAGUGAAGGCGACGAGAGUGGUAAUAAUAGCAGUAAUAUUGGUGAUGUUGUUAUUAUUGGUGAUGAUGAUGAUGGUGGUGGUGGUAGUGACGACGAGUUAUACGUUCGAGUUGGCGGUCGUUACAGAAAAGAAAAGUCUGCAUUGAGAGGUGUCCUACCCGAAUCGGCGAAGCACCUACCUCUAUACCACCAGCAAUCGAAAGGAAAGACCCAUACCCAGGUGCUGAAACCGCGUCCUGACAAGAGGAAAGGUUUAGCUGUAAAGAAAACAAUAAGCCGGUACCGAUCCAAACCAAUACAGAUGUUGGAUUUUGUCGAUGACACAGAGAUUGAGCUUGAGUCGGAAGGAGGUCGUUAUCCCGAUAUGCUAUACCAAGAUGAAGUGCCGCAUAUAGUUGUUGAAGAACUAAGCUUUUCUGACUCUCAUUCACCGUCAGAAGCCGAUACUAGUGACACUGAAAGUCUAUUUGCUGCAGACGAUUUAUUUGCAAACGAGUAUGGAUUCGACGGCGUGGUGGAUGGUGAAGCACAAGAAGAUGACCGUGUGGACCACAUGUUGCUGCACCAGCCUCGUAAAAAGCCAACUACAUCAGCCAGCCGCGAGCACCGGCGAGCUGAUACACUGGAGUUGAAAAUGUUGUCGUCGCCAGCUCCGACUAUCCGCCGUGAUUAUACAACACGAAAAGCUUCAGUCCAAGAAAUUUUAAGAGGAACAGCAAGCUCUGCUUCGAGACAAAGCACCACCACAAAAAGAAGCAGAAGCACCACCACAAAAAGAAGCAGAAGCACCACCACAAAAAGAAGCAGAAGCACCACCAAUAACAGAAGCACCACCAGAAACAGACCAAAACAUGCAGCUAAUUCUGUUUCCUCUUUUUUUGCAAACGCUCGGCUGCUGGGUGGUCAGGACAUUUACAAGGCUCUUCUGUCCAGGCGCUUUCGCGAAACUCAAUCAAAGCCCAGAGCAAAGAGAGCAGAGGCAUCUUCUCGCUUAACCAAUGUUGGUUUUUUCAGAAAACUGGGAGCAUUCAAAAUAAUGGGCAGAGAUCCUCGCUCGUCCACUGUUGUGUUCGAAGCUGAAGUAGCAAACGUAGCAAAUCAUCCGAUGACCCCUGUUGCUGGGAGAAGCGCGUCGACAUUUCCUACGUGGAAUAUCGAGACUGGUGGAACAGGAUCACUUCAACCAAGAUUUGAUCAAGGGUGCAUCGUGAAUGAUAUGAGACUUCGAGAACUUAAAAAUUCCAACAGCGGCAAACAGUUUCAUUCCUUCAAGGAGCCAGUUCUUUUGAAGCUUCAAGGAAAAGAUCUCACACUCACCAUGUUGGAUGUCAGUCGAAGCAGUGAGCUCAUUCAGCAAGCUUUUUUGUUCUGGGCCAAAGGCAACAGAGUCGUCGUCCUCCAACUGCUGGACUUUUACCAAACUCUCAAAGGCUUUAUUUCAUGGUAUCUAAUUCUGCAGCACCCGCCCUCCACCCAGGAGUGGAGCUUGGUCGAUAGACUUAUUUACAAUAUGCAAAGAGCUGCUACAGAACAAGAUUUUUUCUACCUCCCGUAUUUGGUAUUACUCCAUUACGUCAUGUCCAUUACAGCGGAGAUUAAUGGUGGUGGUUUUCACGAUAGCUCUUGCUCCUACUCAUUGCCUCAAAUCGGGACCUGGUAUUGGACAAAACUUUUUACAAUUUUUAGUCAAGAGAGAUACGAGAGAAUGAACUACGCAGCUGGAAACACUUCGCUAUAUUCUGAGUCAUUUUAUGUCAUGUGCACGGUAUUAGAUUUGCAAGGUUUAUGGUGCAAGACGUUGGAGGGGGCUAUAGAGGCGUGCACAAGUGAACAUUACGACCAGAUGCUAGAGGUGACCUUUAGAGUCUGCGCAUCUUUCAGGAAAAAUGUAUUAAACUGGCAGCCCUUGCUGAAAGCGUUGGAGAGAAUCCAGGAUUGGGACGGGCGUGACCUGAGGAUGUUACGACGAUAUCUUGAGAUUGUAAUUUACAUGAAUCAACGCCGAGACUGGCCGUUGGAAGAGAAAACCAUUCUCCAAAUCUACAGCAAUUUUUCAUCGAGAAAGUUUGCCAACUAUCCCAAUGAGAAUGGCUCACUUGAAAAGUUUGAUAGUUUUGAUGGAGCAUUUGAAAUGGGCCAUCGUUCCACCUGUUUCGAUGGCUUCUUGCACAUCCUUCGACUUUACAUUUCCAGACAACAAAAAGUGUCGCAGAUAAAGAGGCUUGUCAUCAAAUUGUUUGCUUCUGCCGAAUCCAAUUACAACAACACUGCUCAUAGUCGUUCCAUGUUCACCAACCGGUUCAAGCUUAUUCUAUUGCUUUGCGAGAUGACCUCAAUCGAUCUCCGAACCCAAAUUGACAGCAUGGUUUUCGCGGUGGCAAAUGUUGAUGAUUUUCAGUUUCUUCAAACGGUCAUCAAUGGGAUUUUUGUUGCUACGGAAAUCACAUUGUUUAAAAAGAUGAAAGUCCCGUGGUCUGCGUUGGAGUUCAUGAUUAAGAAGAUACAAUCGAUGUUUUAUGCAAAGCAUGGCGCCAGAAAAUUAUGGAGACAUUCCAUGAAGCGCCUCACGCACGUAGUGGACUCGUGCAAAGACGUUGAACUGGUUCUCUUUUUUCUCCCCUUGGUGGAAUUUUUGGACAGCCCCAUUGCGGAGUGCAAUGAAGAUGUCGCGAAAUUGUGCUGUAAACUUGUCCGACCCUUGGUGGCUUCAAAAGCUGUUGUUGCCAGUGACCCAGUCUCCAUCAACGUGGUGAAAAGUGCAUGUCGGUCUGCUCUAGAAUCAUUGAGUCAAAAGAUGUCAAGACACUUGGGCGGGAAAAAUCUCAGCGAGGCGACUUGUAUUGAAUGCGGUGUCGAACUCUUUGUCAAAACAUCUUAUCUUGUUGAUUCCAAUUGGGAUAAAUUGUUGAUGCAGACCGUUUACUAUCUAGGAAAUCAAGCGACCAGAGACCAUUUUGAGUUUUAUUUUUACACUCAAGUGAUGCAAUUUGACCCAUUGCGAAACCACGAGGAGCGAAUUGUGCGAGCAAUCCUUCGAAAUUUGCUAAACACGCUGCUUCAAGUAUCCCCAUACCUUUCAAAGUUGUUGUCCACGUUGAACAAGAACUGGUCCUGGUUCAAGGUCAAUAAAUUCCUUUUGCAGCAAGGAACCAGAGCAAGCCUCCUCAUGGAAAUACUCAAAUCAUGCGAAAAGCGCUUUAGCGUCGGCGUUAUGACGUCGAUACUUUUGCAGAUUUUGCAAACUAUACAUCACCUGCUACGGCAGAAUGAAUCCGUGCCUUGGUUUAAAGACUUGUGUCGUGAAAUAGUGCUCGAGGUGUCCAAGUUGGGGCUUGCGGGGAAAGAGAUUGCACCUGUGACGCGUGAUGUGAUAAUCAGGUUGGACAUGGAGGAUUCGGAGUUGCAGAAACUUCACCAAAGUGGUUUGACGUUUGAAGAGAAAGUGGUGAUGGCGAGAUCGGAGUUGAGCGAGCAAGAUAGACCCGAUGGUCCAUUCUGUGGGUCUUCGGACCUAGCGAUUUUGUGCUCACUCAUGCGUGGGUACGUGACCAGGACUGAUGAUGCGAAACCAUGGCGACCGAUGUACUUGUGUCUCAGGGCGUUUUCCGUCAACUGUUUUUCUACCCAUGGCGUUGACUACAGGGACGACAAUUUUAGGCUUUUCUUUAGCUUGAUGCAGCACAUGGUUGUUUCCACUAGCAUCGACAUCCAUCAUCAUGAUGAAAACGAGGACUACGACAAAGCCGUUUCGAUGAUAUCUGUUCUCCUUUGCUGGUGCCAGGAGAUCCUACUCGAUGGAUACAGGAUGCCCGACUUUAUCCACGAUUUACAAAUGGCACUACCUCAUUGGCGAUACCCUAACCCAUGCACGAUUAAUUUUGCAAUAGACACUGUCGACGAGAUGAUUGAAAAGUUCCGCUACGGCCAGCAUCACGGGAGCUCAAUGCAAGAGCUGGAAUUGUUUUUGGAUUUUGAUUUCGAAUUCUAA